Penicillium soppii is the source of this 2010-nucleotide messenger RNA. Its product is annotated as putative C6 transcription factor (OTam). Gene Ontology annotation, biological process: DNA-templated transcription. The coding region runs from base 1 to 2010 and encodes 669 amino acids. The transcript has 2 exons. NCBI's taxonomy places the organism in Eukaryota, Fungi, Ascomycota, Eurotiomycetes, Eurotiales, Aspergillaceae. Gene Ontology annotation, cellular component: nucleus. The record is from RefSeq and is a predicted model, not a curated record. Gene Ontology annotation, molecular function: zinc ion binding; DNA binding; DNA-binding transcription factor activity, RNA polymerase II-specific.
AUGGCUACCGUUAUCAUUCAGCCUUCAUUAGGCUACUCCCCUGAGCUCCGCCGAAAGACCGCCUCGACCCCAACACUCUCCCCAUCCCCCAUAUCUGUCACUUCGACCCUUCCCCGCGUACGGGAUGGAGCUAGCUGUGACGCUUGUCUCCGCAGAAAAAGCCGAUGUGCAAUGAAUGAGAUGGUCAACAAGUGUUACUCGUGCGAUUUUCAUCGCCAGGAAUGUACUUUCACUCUUACUACGGAGUCAAAGAAGAGGAAACUAUCCGAAGACCAACAAGAACCGGUAAAGCGACCGGCAACAAUGCAAGCCAAUUCCGUCCCAGAGACCGAAUCCGCGCAUCCGCACGCGCUGAAUAUGAUUCGACCUGGAUUCUUCAACCAGUCCACCCAACACAUUGGCAUGACCACUGAAUUGGAACCAACUCUACUAGAAUAUCUUCCUCUAGACCAAUAUGACGAGUGCACCGUGUUUAACUCGCGCGUGCGAAAGUGUGCCGAUGAUGGCACCUUUAUGCGUGUCGUCGACACGCCUGUCGGUGACUCGCAGGCCGCGUCACUCGAUGCGAUUGAGAGCCUGGUUGCUCCCUAUGGCUCAACUCUGAUCGAGAAGUUCUUCGAUCACGUGCACCCCUCUUUCCCUAUAAUGAUCGAGGAGGCGUUCCGGAAAUCAUACCGGGAACGCCGUGGCUUAUCCCCGCUACUGCUUGCAUCGGUCUACGUCCUGACGUUGAAAUUCGUCGACGUGGGUGCUACCUCGCAGACGGCUCGGAAACCCGAUGCCGCAAAGCUGGAGGCUACAGCCUUGAAGCUGCUUAUGGAAUCUUUACCAUCGCCCAGUGUGUCAACUAUCCAGGCUGGGCUCCUGUUGACGCAGAAAUCGACGUUGGCCACAGCGUCCCUGAACGGACAGCUGGUCACAGCCGGCUUCGAGGUGGGUCUGCACCAGGAUUGCACAAACUGGCGCAUGGAGACGUGGGAGAAGGGUCUACGCAAACGGCUCGCGUGGGCUCUAUACCAACAGGAUAAAUGGUCGUCCUUGGUAAAUGGUCGGCCCUCGCAUAUAUUCGCCUUCAACUGGACGGUCAAGGAUCUAGUGGAGCAGGACUUCUCAGAUGCCUUUGCUUCCGGCACAGACUCCUCGCACGACGAAACAGCCGUCGGCCACGGCCCUCUUCUCUUCUGCCACAUGGUUGCAUUGACCACCAUCCUCUCCGACAUCCUAGACCGAUUCUAUACCCUACACGCGAUCGAAGAGUUCUCGGCGGCCGGAAACCAGCGCACGCGCAUGAUCCUAGAAAAGGCCAAACCGGCCCAAAUCCGUCUCAAGGACUGGUUCUCCUCCCUCCCGCCAUCUCUCAAGAUGGAAACUUCAACCGGCGAACUGGUCGAAACAAUCACCGACGAACACGCCCGCAACGGCGCCCUCCACCUCGCCUACUUCGCCACAGAAAUCACCCUCCACCGCUGCAUCGUCCGCUCCCUCCUCGCCGAAGGAACAGACCCCUACCUAGCGCACAUCUGCCGCUCAGCAGCAAAGACCCGUCUCAUCUCCGCAAUGGACUUCGUCAACCGCCUCCGUCCAGCCCACCUGCGCUCCUUCUGGCCCGCCUCAGCCCGCACAAACUUCUCCCUAAUCGGCUCCUUCGGCAUGCUCCUCCGCAUCACCGCACCAACAAGUGAAGAAGCAGACUUCUACCGCCUACGGCUGUGCGAGUACCGCUGGACCCUAGGCGUCAGCCACAAGAACGCUGCAUUUAUGGGCUUUGCGCUGCAGAGUCUGGACAACGCAACCGCGCUCCACAAGCAUGUUCCCGAGAAACCGGGGAUCGCCGAGCUGAUGGCUAGUUCUGGGAAGAACGCGCCGCAGCGCAUGCCCGCCACGACGCAUGCUUCUUACGAUGACGCCAUGAUGGAGGCGGGCGGGACCUCUAGCUCGGUAAUUUCGGGCCUCGCGUCGCCGGCGACUUCCGUCAGUGAUAUGGAAGAUGAGGGAUCUAUGGCUCUUUGA